This is a messenger RNA of Aedes albopictus (Asian tiger mosquito), 5916 nucleotides long. RefSeq names its product transcription factor AP-2-epsilon (gene TfAP-2). The transcript has 10 exons. Gene Ontology annotation, cellular component: nucleus. Gene Ontology annotation, biological process: anatomical structure development; regulation of cell population proliferation; regulation of transcription by RNA polymerase II. Gene Ontology annotation, molecular function: RNA polymerase II transcription regulatory region sequence-specific DNA binding; DNA-binding transcription factor activity, RNA polymerase II-specific. Bases 2810 to 4234 code for a protein of 474 amino acids. Lineage: Eukaryota; Metazoa; Arthropoda; Insecta; Diptera; Culicidae. The record is from RefSeq and is a predicted model, not a curated record.
UGCGGGCACCCACCGAGCUGUAGGUACAUAGACGCCAGGCAAUAACAUGUCGCCGGACAUCGCAUCUCUCGGCCCGUCCGUCGGGGCUAUGCUGCCGAUGUGCCGCCGCACGCCGUGUGCUGUGGGGACUUAUUACUGCCACCGCCGCCGCACCAACAGCCGGACCAGCGGGAUAUCUACGCGAAAGAGACAACCACGUUUGCUGCUGCCGCCGCGGCAAAUGCGCCUUCGGUGUUCGACAGGCAGACAGGCAGGUUUUGUUCCGUCCGACGAUGACGAUGGCGAUGGCGAUGGUGGAGUGAGAGAAAUGGAAACGGCCUCAAAACAGAGAUAGCAUCGGAUGCGGCUCACGGUGCUCGGGCUAUGUUCUCCGCGCGUGAGUGGGGAGAGUAGGCGUUUCCAGAGGCGUAUUCCUUUGGUGUAUUGUGUGGUUAGUUGUUGGCGCGCGGGGUGGUUUGGAAAGGUGGGAGACGGAGACCGGUGAACGCCGUAAGGCCGGAGGUGGCUUUGUGCGAGUAUUGGUUGUAUUAUCUGCUGGGUACAUGUGCCCUGCUGAACUGCCACUGCUGCUGUUUGUAGUGUCUUCCCUUCGUCUCUUCUUCGGUUGUAGAUGUAGUGAGCGCGAGUUGCUGCUGGUUGGCAUGAAUGUGUGUGCAGGGAUGCAGGGAAAACUUUACGGGCGCCGAAUACCCUGGAGCUUCACCUGAAACCCACCAGUUCCAAUCUAUCGAUUGCGCAGACCAAUUCCACUGCGCUCUCCCGUAGCGAAGGGCCCUCGUUUUGUUUCGAUCUCUCUCUCGGCUGUGCUUUUGGGUGCUUUUGGCUGCCAACUCGUGGUACUCGUGGCCUCUUGUUGCUUCUUGUAGAGUAGCACACAGCUUACCAGCAGGGGCGCGCGCGAAUUCCUACCGUUGCCAAGUGUUUUCGGAGUUUCUGUUUGUCAGUGAUUAUCGCUACCGCUGCUGCCGUGGAUGCUCUUUAGUGUGCAACUCAGCAAUACGCAUUCUUCCACAUCGCCGCGCGAAGUGUUUGCCAAUCGGAUCCAUAUCGGACUGAUUUUAUCAAAUUACCACCAUCUCCUCGGACGGAUUACUGCAGUGAACGCCAACAAGUGCGGUAUUGUGCAACCACAAAAUACCACAUCCUGAAGCAUUUUAGAGCUGUUGCCGCCGCAUUGCGAAAACUGAAGUCUACCGUUGAAGAGAAACAAGUGAAACAGACAAAUCGUGACUGAACCAAAUCAAAACUGUUGAACUGACUCGUGAAGUGAUCGUUCCAAAAGUGACACGUAAUUAUAAACGAACUCAACCUCGUAGCUAGAUCAAAUUAUCCACCAUUACCGCAUUAACUUCAAUUGUUUCUACGACAUCCUGACCGGCACCAAACUUAAUGCCAUCUAAACUGGUGCAAUUACCACAGUUCGCAAAACUCGCUGCACUCUUCGUCCCCUUGACGAAGCAACCGUGUGUGAUAACUCCGUAGUUCCAUUUCGCAAUCCCUCGAAGCAAACUGCCUUACAGUAGUCGCCGGGAACACUCCUCUCCAAAAUUAGCCUAAUACAGUCAUCUGCCAAUCCCUGUACAGUGUAACGCCCGCAGUCCCGAAAUUAGUUCAAUUAGCGUUUUGUACAACCUAAAAAUCGAAAAAUUCAAAACCGAAAAAAUUGUGAUACUUCGAUGUGCCUUUUGAAAGUAGUCCCGUGAAAGCUUCUGUUCAUUUUCGCUCAAAUCCGGAAUAAAUCACGACCCCGAAGAAACCCAGCUAAAAGUGUCAAGCCCCUCAAAAAAUAAAAAAUAAAUCCGGAGUGAUCAGUGCGGUGAGUGUCGAAGGCGAAGAAACCCCACCCGGGCCAGGCAGUGUGAACUUCCGAGAAAAUUGUGAACCGUGUGGUCCAUAGCCCAACCAACCCAAAACCCGUGCCACCGUGACCCACUACUCGAAAGGUGUGUGUAAGUGUUUUGUGAGCGUGGUGUUUGAAACCCCGUCCAACCUCCGCUCCAAACUCAGUUCAACAGCUCAACAGUUUCCGUGAAUCCUGAAGCGGCGCUGUUGAAGUGCUCGAAUUCAAUUCCCGGAAGGAACUUGCUCGUGAACUCUCUCAUCACCGCUGACGACGACGACGAACGCUGAUAAAGGCGCGUGGAGUAUUUCGGGACCGACAUGAUUAUGGUAAGACGGCAAUGAAAGCUUAAUUUUCGCACCUUCCGCUUCUCUUGAACGCCCUUCGGACGGACGCAGAGUGCGCUGAUUCCCCACAACAAGGAACACUGGCCGAGACGUCGACGACCAAGACGAUGCUCCUUAUGCUGAGGCUGCGUACCGAGCGGAUAUUGCCAAGCAAGUACAUAAUAGGGUAGUGCGCUCUCGCAAAUGAUAAUCACUGUAAUCUUCCAUUGCGGUGGGAUUAAAUAUCGGCGCUAAUACCUACCCGAACCGAACAGUGUGAGUGAGUAAGUGAAACCUGAAACCGACGUAGAACACGUGCUCUUGGCGAGCGCGAACCAACGGAGGCGCAAAAAGGAAAUUUCAAAACAACAAACGCAAUCCUAAGCUAAGGCAUAACGAACGAGCCAAGGCUCUUCGAAGAUCUCACGCAAAAAAAAGAAGAGAGAAAAAACAUUACUCCAAACGAAAUAACAUACCGCGCGACCCGCAUUGAAACACAACGAACAACGAAACAGCAUAACUGCGGAAAGCCGGAGAGAGCGCGAGCGGGUCGUCGUGAAACUUUUAACGAAACGGUACUAAAGUGGCCAAAGCAAACUCACGGUACAGCGGCGGUGGUGGCACCGUCGGAAGCACCGGCGGUAUGACGUUUCGUUGUGUUCCUUCGUACGACGCCAGCGCCCAAUGGACACUUACGCCGUCCCUUCAAUCGCAGCUGGAACGGCUCACUAGUCAUGGCGGCAUAGGACUCUCAGGUGGCAGUCCGGCAUAUACCACACACACCGGGGGCCACACGGGCCGCAACGGACCAACCAGUGGACACGGCGGCAGUCACGGCAGCUCGCACGGGCCCGGCCCUACCAUGCACCACCAGACGCUGCAGUCGGACUUCCAACCGCCGUAUUUCCCGCCUCCGUUCCACCACACCACCCAGAGCCCCCCGCAGCAGCAGAACCAUGGCCUGGAUUAUCUAAGUACGGACCCGUACGGUCAACCACUGUCCUCGCUACACCACGCUCCCCUGCAUCACUACAACCAGCUGGCUGGUUUGAGACCCUCGCAGGAGCAGCUGGGACUGCACCGAUCGCAUCGAGAAUCCGAACUGCAACAGCACGUGACACAACUCUCACAUGGUUUUCCGUACUCGGACCGGCGGAGUGACUACAGUGGAUCUAUCGGAAGCGGAGCGGGCGCCACCCGGUUAGGGGCGCACGAGCAUGACCCGCUGUCGCUGCACCAGGCGCUGCAGAGUGCCGUCGACGACGGCCAGAAUCCGGUGAUAGACGAGAACGCCGGGUUUAUGAGCGAUCUGCCGCUGUUGAAAAACUUCCCCAUCACCGACAUCAAGAAGGACAGCAGCCAGAUGAACAUGGGUUCCCCGUCGGACGUGUUCUGCUCCGUGCCCGGCCGGCUCAGUCUCCUCUCCAGCACCUCGAAAUACAAAGUUACGGUGGCAGAAGUGCAGCGGCGCCUGUCGCCCCCCGAGUGUCUCAACGCGUCACUGCUCGGAGGAGUUCUCAGACGGGCAAAGAGUAAAAACGGCGGCCGGUUGCUAAGGGAAAAGUUGGAGAAAAUCGGCUUGAACUUACCGGCGGGACGACGCAAGGCCGCGAACGUCACGCUGCUCACAUCCCUGGUGGAGGGGGAGGCCAUCCACCUGGCACGUGACUUUGGUUACGUCUGUGAGACGGAAUUCCCUGCCCGACAAGUCGCCGAAUACCUCUCGCGGCAAUACUCGGAACCGCAGGAAUCCUACCGGAGGAAAGAACUAUUGCUCAAUACUAAACAGAUUACAAAAGAACUAAUGGACCUGCUCAACCAGGAUCGGUCUCCUCUGUGCAACACCAGACCCCAACACAUUCUGGACCCCUCAAUCCAGCGACAUCUGACGCACUUUUCGCUCAUCUCGCACGGGUUCGGAUCGCCCGCCAUUGUGGCAGCGCUAACAGCCAUCCAAAACUUCCUCAACGAGUCCAUCAAACACCUGGACAAGAUGUACCCCGGCAACGGCGGCAGCAUGGUGACGUCCUCCCUCGACAAGAGCAAAAUGGACAGCGACAAGAAAUGACAGUUAUAAAAUUAUCUGUUCACCAAAAUUGAACGCUUUUAGCCGGACUUGAUGCGCUCGGUUCGGAAGCGGAAACUUCGGAACCGAAACAACAACAACAACAACAACCGAUGGAUGGCGCCAUCAUCGACAGCUGUAUCAUAGUAAAACCGCAGAAAGCCGCAAUGUGAUGUAUAAAAAAUGGAAAAAGGCGGCCGUAGGCGAGCAGUAAGCAAAUUUAUUAUACAGAAGGUUACACUAUGAGAUUUCAACACUCUAGAUUGAUUAUAAUUAAAUUAUUAUUGGUCACCACUUGCAAGCAACGUAAAUAUUUGAAAGUCUGCACGUUUUUUCUCUCGGUGUUCUCAAUAUAUUUAACUGUAAUCAAUUGAAGGCGCAUAAUCGUAAAAGGAAGUAUUGUUUUCUAUAUUUAAUAAUCCUUUUUGUGAUAGACUAUUGUUUAAUAAUCUUAGAAACUAGGAGCAUGUACAUUCCCAUUUUUAUUUGAUAAAUCAAUGGCCAUUGAUACUUGUUUCAUCUGCAAUUCCCAUUUUUAGCUAAAAUGAGCAAUAGUUGGGCGCCAAAGCUGACGCCCGACUAGAAAUGCAAAGCAAAGAUGACUGACAAGAGCACCUAUUAAACGAAUUUUAUUUAUUGUUUACUUUUAAGAAUAAAAACAACAAAGCAAACAAUGGAACCAUCUUUGACAAAAGAGCCGAUGAGGCUUAGAAAGUACUUGUGAAGUCAUGUGCCAAAACAAAGCAAAACAAACUUUACACAUAUUCUUCGACUAUUAACACCAUUUCCCCGCGCCAUAAACUCCAUGUGCCAACUCGGAACAGUUCUGCUCAAAAACAUCCUAACUUUCGAUGACUAUCUUUCCCUUCCCUCUCCUAUUAGUGCCAUGAUUCCAUUAUCACUAUUUAUCAUCGCGUCAGCCAUACUUGUUAUUCCCUAUAAAAAUUCACAUUGUCGAACAGAAAGAGGCAAACCAUAUCAUUCCUAUCAUGCGCAUAGAGCUCACAUAAUCAUGACGAAACGUCAUCCAUGCCAUAAAAUAUUUAUAGCACACAUGUGUGACAACAGAAAUGAAAAGCUCAAAACAUUUAUUGCCAACCGAAUGUUUCAGAUUUUUUCCACUCUUCCAGUUGUCGUCAAACAGUUCAAUCUGUAUGAUCGGAAAUCGUAUUUCGUGAAAAUAAUGUAACUAAAACAAGCGAAACUUUCACCUUGUGAAAGUUGUUGUACAUGUACAAAAUAAAUCGACUAGCAAAAGGAGAUCUAUUAUUACACAUUUUUUCGAAGAAGGAAAAACAAUUAACUUAAGCAUAGCAAGCCAAGCAAAAAGGUGUAAAUUUUAUUAUCGGAAAUUGCCCACAUUUUGAAGCCCAUUCUCACGUGAACACACAAACAAAAACACUCCGAACAAUUCAUCACACAUCACUUCAUUCACGAUUUCACCACACAAACAAACGCAUAUUGGUCAAAAGAGAUGUGAACUGUUUCACACGGUUCGUUGUAAAUUUAAGCCAGUUUUCAAAUACAAAAGCAAAUUGUCCGUACGUACGCAUCGCAAGCCAAAACAUGACACAAAACUCUCACAAAGCAAUGUCCAAGACAUUCCCGUUUGAAUACAAAACAAAAAAAAACUAGCAAGCCCGUCGCAAUGAAAAGCACAAAAAUUACCGACAAAAAAAACAAAA